Molecule: messenger RNA, 4365 nt
Organism: Lepisosteus oculatus (spotted gar)
Lineage: Eukaryota; Metazoa; Chordata; Actinopteri; Semionotiformes; Lepisosteidae
Gene: zdhhc20b
Product: zinc finger DHHC-type palmitoyltransferase 20b
Molecular function (GO): palmitoyltransferase activity
Source: RefSeq, a predicted model, not a curated record
CGUCUCUUCUGAUUAGUGACGACCGGCCGGGCGGGGGGCGGGGCCGUUACGUCACUCCAGCCGCUUCCUCCUGCGGGCUGGGAUUAAAGAUGGCGCCUUCGCACGUCCUGAGAUGCUGUCAGAGAGUGUUAGCCUGGAUUCCCGUGGUUUUUAUCGCCCUGGUUGUCUGCUGGUCCUACUACGCCUAUGUCGUGGAGCUGUGCAUCUUUACAAUCAAGAAUCCUGGUGAAAAGAUUGUCUACAUGGUGAUAUUUCACCUGUCGUUCAUCAUGUUCGUGUGGUCCUACUGGAAGACCAUUUUCACGACGCCAGCAAACCCAUCCAAGGAGUUCUCCUUGUCCAAAUCCGAUAAGGAGCAGUACGAGCGAGAAGAGAGGCCCGAGUCGCAGCAGGAGAUUCUCAGAAGAGCAGCCAAGGACCUGCCUCUCUACACCAGGACUGGCACCGGCGCCAUUAGGUACUGCGACCGGUGCCAGGUGAUUAAACCUGACAGAUGCCAUCACUGCUCGGCCUGUGACAUGUGUGUUCUGAAAAUGGACCAUCAUUGUCCUUGGGUGAACAACUGCGUGGGAUUUUCAAACUAUAAAUACUUCAUCCUGUUUCUGGGCUAUUCGCUGGUGUACUGUCUGUUCAUUGCUGCCACCGUUCUGCAGUAUUUCAUUAAAUUCUGGACCCUUUGCCGGAGGAAAUCCGCAGAGAAUUGUCCAAAGAAUGAUCUUCCAGACACUCACGCCAAAUUCCAUGUCUUGUUUCUCUUUUUUGUGGCCGCCAUGUUCUUCAUCAGUAUUCUGUCGCUCUUCAGCUACCAUGUUUGGCUUGUUGGAAAAAACAGAUCCACAAUAGAGGCAUUCCGAGCUCCUGUCUUCAGGAAUGGCCCGGAUAAAAAUGGCUUUUCCCUGGGAUUCGUCAAGAACGUAAAGGAGGUGUUUGGAGAUGAAAAGAAAUACUGGUUGCUGCCUGUUUUUACAAGCUUGGGGGAUGGAGUGACGUACCCCACCCGCCUGGUAAAUCUUGACCCGGAGCAGCCAGCCCUCGACAUCCAGCCCGAGUCGGCUAAAAGCAGUGUGGAUGGGCAGUGUCACCCCACAAGGCCCUUGAGUGAAUCCCAAAAUCGACUUCUGGGGAAUGAUCCCCAUUUGACAGAAGACAGCCUGGACGCAGACAGCCACAAAACAGCUGGAGGACAGGGCGCCUCGGUGUUGAUGGAGAGCGAGUCCUAACGGGAAGAGAGAAGCUGCAGUCUGAAGAGUGAGUUCCAGGAUGACAAGAGACGCCGGAGAGAGAAACGAGACUUGAACGAGAGCCGAGCCGUCAGGCCAGAUGCCUUAAGCUCCACGCUGACACCCUUAUCACGGACAGGAACGCAGACCUCAGAGCGCAUCGCAGUUGUGUUUUUAGAAAAUAAUGUCCUCUUCGGUAAGCGUGUUGCUGGCGUCCACCUGGUUUGUCAUCUUUGUCGCUUGCUGGAGAGGGCAGGAGAAGGAUCAAUGGUUUUUAAGUGUCUGUUGCACAUUUUCUCUGGGAGUAUUGGAAGAAUCCUGUUUUAACGCCAAAAAUAAUGGGAAAGUGUAUUGCACUAGGCCAAAUGUUUUUGUUUUUUAACCCUGUUUUUUAUUUUUAUUACAGUGUUUCUGUAAGAGUCAUCGGUGCUCAGUAUAUACUAAAAACAACUAUGUGCCAGAGCUCAGGAUGUUAAAUUAGGUUAAUUGCUAAUUGGAAGAUGUCCACGUGCUAAACUAGGAGUCUCAAGUCUUGACUGAGUCUGGUGCUACAUCUCAAUCUAAAAUAUCUGGAGGCUUUUAUAUCAGUUUUAUACCACUGUUGUUUUUACAGGCAGUCAUUAGGUUCUUUAAGGAAUUACAUUUAAGGAUGCAAGCACAGGCACUGUGUUCUGUCAGUGUUUGGACUGUUAAUACAUUUUCUUGGUACAGCUAAUUAGAUUGCAGACAAAAAAAGUGGAUCGUCUUGCAUUAUCGAUUUUGUCCUUUAAGUACUGUAACAGAAAAGGACGUUCCAAAUCUUGGAUCCCAACUGUCUUUGGAUAUUUGAAGUUGCCAGUCCAUUUCAAAACACUCCUAAACUACAUUCAAAAGAUCAUAUUUUGCAAUUUUAUUUAUUUGCGAUAAACCCAAUUAUUAAGAAUAUCGUCUCUUUUUUUUCUCUAUUGCCUUAUAGAUGUUCUAUUUAGAAGAUGCAUUUAGACAUAACAAACUGUUCACAGCUAACAAACAUCAUUAUUUAAAGCUGGAACGUGCCUUCGGUUGGACACCGGUAGUUGGUUUUAGAGCACUAAGCGAGAAGUAUUGGCUCUUACGGUUUACAGGAGUGCAGGUUACAGCCAGGUGCAGUAACCGUCCUGUCCACACGGUGUCCUCGUAGCGUGUGCAGUGUGUGUCGGCGGCGGCCUAAAGGCUGUUGGAAAGGGCUCGGAUAACACUAAACGUCCUUAAACACCACAGUGAAUGUAAUUUUUUUCGAUAUUGGGGAAACCUGGCUGGCCUCUUGAGCUGCACAUCAAGUCCAGUAACAUGGAGUAAAUGAGUAACAUUUAUAAGGAAAUUAUGAAGCUACCGGGGGGGAUUGUGCUUCACACGGUUUUUUUAUUUCGCAUCGGAAAUAACUGUUUUAACAUCAAUGGCAUAUUUGUUUUUACAGUCUGCUUAUUGUGAAAAGCCAUACCCGACUGGCUUGCAAACCCCAGCGCUUUUAAAGGCUGCUUUUUUGGGUAUCUUUAAAGUCGUGCCAUAAUAUGUUCACGUCUGUUUCAAAACCAAAUGGACAAGUGGAGUCGGUGAAGUGCCGGGAGGCCUUGGGGAAAUGAUCUUGUGCUGUCAUGUACUUUCUCUUAGUCCCCCUUCCCCUUAAAUGAAACGUUUUUUUGGACAGACUAAAACGCAUUCUUAACUGGUGCAUUGUAAGGGUUUGUUAGUGUCUGUUUCUGUAAAAAAAAAAAAAGGGCUGAACUUAAAACAUCUCAGUAUUCUGUUUACAUGUGUUCUCCUACAGUUUGCACACUCCUUUUGCACUACGAUUUCAACACUUCAUGGCACCUGGCUUUGGGCUCAGUGUUGCUGGCUGGCUGUCAGGCUGGGAGCGAGCUGGUGACGCACAAAGUUACAAACACUACUGGGUACUUCUAGUCACUCGCCUGUGGUCGCCUGUUCUCUUGUCAUUCUUACUGAAGCUGGGGGAGCUUGUUGAGCUACAGCUGCUCCCAGUCUCUCGCUGACUCGGCAAGUCCUCUGGCCAGUGUGAAACAAGAAGUAAAACCGCAGGCGUUUUCUCAUAUCUUGUCCUGGAGAGGCGUUGGAGGGAAAAACCUUAAUGGGAAUGAAGGUUGAAUUACAUUUAAAUGUCUUUUUUUUUUCUUCUUUAAGUUGUUUUAAGAGGGACUUGCAAAAGGGAAUGGUUCAUUAAAGGGACCCCAGCUUUGUUUUCCUGGUGCAGGUGGAAACACUUCAGUCACUUGUCCUGUCUCGUGAUCAUGCGCUACAUGAAUGUCACCCUUCAGUCACAGAUCCAGGUACAGCACAGUUCAGUAUCUCAGAAUAAGUGUCGUUUUUAUUUUUAACAUGAGAGCUGUGAAAGUCCUGCGUUUUGUACUUUUAAGUAAAGAAAAACCCCAUCGCAGAGGAAAAAAAAGGCAAGAAAAUGUUUUUAGCAUAACUUCCUGGGUAAGGCUUGACUUUGGUAUUAAAUCAUUAUGCGGUUCUCUUUGAACAGUGUAGUUUCAAACUCUCACUCCAUUUCUUCUCUAUUUUUAUUAAACGUAUAUAGUGGGCUGUUAUGACUUUUUUUUUUUAUUCUGGAAGACUGGGCUGUCUUUUUUUUUAAAAAGUACAUCAUUUGGGAGAGAAAUUGUACAUAAUGUAUAUGUUCUCUAUUGUACAGUUUAUACAGUCAGUAUAAGUCAAUAUUGCUUAUGCUUCAAAGCAAAUUAAAUGUAAAUUGGAAUUUGUACGUGUAUUCCAAGAUAGCCAUAUUUGUUUUACAAAUUUCUGCACUCCUUUUUUGAUAUAAAUUAUCACCUGAUUUAAAGGUGAUUUUGUAUUUGAUUUAGUUAUUCAUAUGCUGUUGAAAUGUAACUUAAAGCCAUAUGGAUGUUUGUCUAGCAAGAUACUCUUGGACCAUUAUACAAGUGUUAUGGGAAAUGUUACUUUUUUUUGUAGGCUUUUAAAAUAAAACAUUUGUUUUGCAUGUAUACGCAUGUGUGUAGUCUGCUUUCCCCCCAGGACAGAUCGUUUUUCAUGUUGUUCACAAGUAAAAGGUCACUGCACAUUUUCUGUAAUUCACCUUCCUGUUCAAGUUUUGUGACUGGGCUACACAUUGGAUGUGAAGAGGUGACAAUAAACAUUUGUGAUCUCC